AUGAUGCAGUCAUUUCAGGCGACAUUUUCGGUGCCUCUGACUUGCGAAGACUGUAUCAAGGACGUAUCUACGUCCCUCUACGCUCUGGAUGGGGUCAAAAACGUGCAGGGUAAUUUGAAGGACCAGAUCCUCCUGGUGGAAGGAACUGCGGCGCCUUCUACUAUAGUUGCUGCAAUUCAGAGUACUGGAAGAGAUGCUAUUCUCAGAGGAAGCGGGUCCUCAAACAAUGCCUCAGUAUGUAUCCUAGAGACACAUUCCACUGCGGUAGAAAAUCCAAUCCGUGGUCUCGCGCGCAUGGUCCAGGUGGCCCCAACAUUGACGCUUGUUGAUCUUACUAUCAACGGCCUUUCGCCGGGAAAGUAUUGGGUUACAGUACGUGAUAUGGGAGAUAUUUCUCAAGGACCAGCAUCAACUGGUGGCAUAUGGGAAGCCGUAAAACAGAAAGUUCCAGGGCCAGAGCAGCCACGAGGAGUACUAGGUGAGAUAGAAGUGGACAGUAAUGGAAAGGGGAGCGUUUUCCUUAGCCGUCCUGUUGCAGUCUGGGAGUUGAUUGGGAGAAGCAUGGUGGUGUCCAAAUCCAAAGAGGGACCGUUCCGAAAGGAAGAUCCAAACACGCCGGUUGGAGUUAUUGCUCGCAGUGCUGGGAUAUGGGAUAACGAUAAAAUGGUCUGCUCUUGUUCCGGGAAGAACGUAUGGGAAGAACGACGAGAACAGAUUUCGAAGGGGAUGAUGUGA
Molecule: messenger RNA, 735 nt
Organism: Histoplasma mississippiense
Lineage: Eukaryota; Fungi; Ascomycota; Eurotiomycetes; Onygenales; Ajellomycetaceae
Product: homocitrate dehydratase
Exons: 4
Coding region: 1-735 (244 amino acids)
Biological process (GO): removal of superoxide radicals
Cellular component (GO): cytoplasm
Molecular function (GO): copper ion binding; superoxide dismutase copper chaperone activity
Source: RefSeq, a predicted model, not a curated record